CGAUUAAGAUCUAUUCAAAGUAUGUGGCUGAAAUGGGCAAACAUAUUUCAGUAGAAACUAUACGAAAUACAUUAAGAAGGUGUGGCUAUAAAGCCAGGGUUAAAUCUAGAAAACCUGCAAUAAAUGAAAAUGCCAGAUUAGAACGUCUUCGUUUUGCCAAAAAGCAUCUUAAAUGGACUGCGGAUAAUUGGAGGAAGGUUGUUUUCUCUGAUGAGAAUAAAUUAGAAUCUGAUUAUGUUAAUCAGACCAAAAAAUUUGGAGGUGGAGGUAUAAUGGUUUGGAGCUGUAUAAUUUUGCGUGGUGUUGGUGAGAUAUGUCGCAUCAAAACUCAUCUAAAUAAUAAAGGUUAUCGCAUAAUUCUGGCCAAAGAUCUUUUUGGCACCUUACUUGAACAUGACUUAGAUCUUAAAGAUGUUAUUUUACAGCAUGAUGGGGACCCAAAGCACAGAGCAACAGAUACGAAAAACUGGAUCAAUCAAAGAAAUAUUAAUACCCUUAAAUGGCCUCCAUAUUCUGCUGACUUAAACCCAAUAGAAAAUGCUUGGAGUGAAGUAAAAAAAUGUCUGGAAGAGCGUCUAAAAGAGCUAGAGCAAGAGCAAGGAUCGGCCACGAAAAAAGAAAAGCUAAAUAAAUUGUGGAAAAUGGUAGAAAAAGAAUAA
Molecule: messenger RNA, 659 nt
Organism: Racocetra fulgida
Lineage: Eukaryota; Fungi; Glomeromycota; Glomeromycetes; Diversisporales; Gigasporaceae
Source: the annotation of a GenBank genome assembly